GCUUUGCUACUUGCCAACAAUGUCCCCUCUGACACAGGAGGGUUGUAUGUGGCUCUCUCCACAGAAGAUUGUUGCUCUAGGAAUUUACAAGUGUUACUAGUGAUUGAUUUACCUACAUAGAUCCCCUUCCCUCAGCAUCUAAAGCACCAUUCUGUAAGGUGCUGAGUGUCUCCUGUCAAUGGUAAGCCCCUUCAACUCCCAUGGAUCUGAGAUGUGCUAUGUAUACUUCACAGGAGGCACCUCACAGAAUCAGUUCCUCAAUGUUUUGCCUCUUCAGUGUUCCCCAUUGACUCAGGAACUGAAUUUGAAUCUCCACAUGGUGGUAUUAUUCCAGUCCCCCUGCCCAAUAGAGUUGCUGUCCCUACAAUGAUAUUUUGAAUGAUGUCAGUAUAUACAGCUCAUGAUUAGAUUUUGUAUGUCCCUUUAAAGAAGUUGCCUAGUGAUCACUGAUAUACACAUUCCAUAAUUAAAGUGAUUUGCCUUGCCACGGAGCUCCUCACUAGGAUGGAAUGAGUCAGAUGAAUUUCUUGAACAGAGACUGACUCCUUAGGCUGGGCCUCGAGAGAGCAACUUCAGUAGUGAUAUAAUUGCCUUAUAUCAGUGGAGCUGACAUGUAAAGUAAGUAAUAAUUCUACCACUGCAGACAACUGAUAUUUCAAGGAUUAUCUAAUAGAAGCUAGAAAUUCAAGGAUUACCUAAAAUAAACUAAAGAGUCUUGAAGUAUUUUGUCAGAUUAAAAAAUUAAAUAUACUGAUAAUCUGCUAGGGAAAUAAUUUUAAUUUGUUUAUACAGGAACAUGAAAGACUGUAAAAUCCAAAAUAUGCAGACAACAGUCAGUCAGAAAACUUUCACUUCCUAGAGUUUCAGGUUUUCUUCAUUCUAUCAGGGAAAAUUUAUCUAUAACAAGCCAGUCACAUGAUGGUUGCUUUAGAAGCUUAGGACAAAAUACUUGAAGAAAUGUGAUCAUAGGGGUUUAUAUUUAAUAAAGUCCUGUCUGAAAAGAUAACCAGGCUGUAAAAUCAAAUCGCCAAGCACAAACAUUUACAUUGCUUUGUAUAACAGUACCAAUUUGAAAAAGUAUGUGCACUGUAAGUUUUCUGUGUAGAAGACAAAUCACUAGGGACCAGAUCUGUAAAGUAUUUGGAAACCAACUCCCAUUGGAAGUUAGGUGCCUAAAUACUGUUAUGAACUGGGUGAAAACUAGCUAUGAGCUGGGUUAAAGCCCCAUUGAGGGUGAUGGGUGUGAAUUCUUGCUUCAGUUAACAACUGUAAUAUAAGCCCCACCUAAAACAAAAAGUGUAUGUGAACCCCCCCAGGAGCUUUUGGGCUGAGUAUUGUUUUGGUAGGUGUGUGUAGGUGAGUGAGAGAACAUACACAGACUGAAGCCUUGUCUACAUUACAGUGGAUGCGUACACACUGCAAUGCGACUUUUGGCGGGGAAAAUGCCCUGUUUUGGCAACAAAAUAAAACCAACCCGACGAGGGACAUAAGACUUUUUGAGCAAAAUUUUUGUCGACAAAGUGCCAGUGUAGACAUCACGCUUGAUUUUAGCACUUCAAUUGGCUUUCAGGAGGUGUCCCACAAUGCCCAUCGUGACCGCUCUGUUCAGCAGUUUGAAUUCUACUGCCCUGCAGCCAGGUAAACAACCAUCCUCCCCUCCCCCUUAGAGGCCCUGGGAAUUUUUGAAAUUCCAUUUCCUGUUUGCUCAGCAUGGAGAGGUCUCAUUGCAUCUUCCCGGGUGACCAUGGCAGGGUAUUGCAGCAAACGCUCUCUCGCUUGGACCAGGACAGAAAUACUGGAUCUGCUCAGUAUAUGGGGAAAGGAGGCUGUGCAGCCCCAGCUGCGCUUGAGCCAUAGGAAUUUUGAUAUCUAGGGGCAGAUUUCUUGAGGCUUGUGCGAAAAGGACUAUGGUCGGGACAUGCUGCAGUGCAGAGCGAAGAUAAAGGCGCUGAGGCAGGCGUACCAUAAGGCAAGGGAGGCAAACUGUCGCUCCAGUGCUGCACCUAAGACCUGCUGGUUCUAUAAAGAGCUGGAUGCUAUUCUCAGUGGCAACCCCACCUCCACCACCAAGAGCCCCAUGGAUACUUCGGCGGGCCGUGAGGUGGCAGAAAGAGGACCUAACCCAGAGGACGAAGUCAUUGAUGAAGAGGUGGAGUUAGACAACGAUGUGGAGCUCCCAUCCGGGUCGCCCGGUGGGGCAGGCAGCCAGGAAUUGUUCACCAAUCCAGAGGUGUCUAGCCAGUCUCAGCAGUUGCUCUCCGGCGAGCAAGAAGCAGGAGAGGAGAGGCCUGAUGUGGCCUUGAGGAACACCCCACACACACCGGUCGUGCGUCUCCGCCAGAUAAGAAAGCACCAAAGACAGACCAAAGAAGACAUGUUCCGGAAGGGACUGCACUUCUCCAAUGCAGAGAAAAGGGAACACAAGGAGUGGAGGGAAGCCAAAAGGCAGGACAGAAAAGAAAAUCAGGAGUUUGUUAAGGACGCUACUGAAUGGAUGAUUAAAGUCACGGAGGAGCAAACAGAUGCUGAAGUCCUUAAUAAUUCUGCAGACUGAGCAGAUCCGUGCCCGCCCUCUCCUGCAGCACAUUCAGAACUCUUUUCCAUGCCCCCUCCAAACUCUGCCCACACAGUCCUGUCCCCUUUCCGGGCCUUCUCGGUUUCCCCUUCACUCCACCCCCUUGUAUAACUUUCAAAAUGAUAGCUGGACCUACACACAGCUCUGAAAGUCUGCCCUUCCCUGGUACCUCCU
Chrysemys picta bellii (western painted turtle) is the source of this 2749-nucleotide messenger RNA. RefSeq lists its product as uncharacterized. The record is from RefSeq and is a predicted model, not a curated record. Lineage: Eukaryota; Metazoa; Chordata; Testudines; Emydidae.